Molecule: messenger RNA, 630 nt
Organism: Didymosphaeria variabile
Lineage: Eukaryota; Fungi; Ascomycota; Dothideomycetes; Pleosporales; Didymosphaeriaceae
Gene: smb1
Product: Small nuclear ribonucleoprotein-associated protein B
Exons: 3
Coding region: 1-630 (209 amino acids)
Biological process (GO): mRNA splicing, via spliceosome
Cellular component (GO): U2-type prespliceosome; cytoplasm; U4 snRNP
Molecular function (GO): RNA binding
Source: RefSeq, a predicted model, not a curated record
AUGUCUGGCGCCGCAAACAGGCAGGGGAAGAUGAUCAAUUUCCGCAUGAAAGUCACUCUUGCAGAUGGCAGGCAGAUGGCAGGACAGAUGCUCGCUUUCGACAAGCACAUGAACCUUGUUCUCGCCGACACAGAAGAAUUCCGCCGCACGCGACGAAAGGGCAAGGCCGCCCCAGGCGCCGCGCAACAAGUUACUGAGACCGAAGAACGACGCGCCAUUGGAUUGACCAUUAUUCGCGGCGCACAAGUGAUCUCUGUCUCUGUCGACGGACCACCUCCAGCAGACCCUGCUGCGCGACUUGGAGCAACUGGCGGUCAGAGCACGGCUGCAGCUCUGUCUGCAGGCCCUGGCAUUGCCAGACCUGCUGGACGUGGCUUGCCUGUUGGCUUGACUGGACCAACGCCUGGUGUCGGAGGACCUGGCCCAGGAUUUGGACCUCCAGGAGGUUUCCCAGGCGCGCCCGGUGGCUUUGGCCCGCCUGGUUUUGGACGCGGAGGACCUCCAGGAGGACCGCCUGGCUUUCCACCGGGCGGACCACCUGCUGGUUUUGGAGGCCCACCACCUUUCGGCGGCGCGCCACCAGGGUUUCCUCCGGGCGGACGAGGUGGACCACCUGGAUUCGGUCGAUAA